This is a messenger RNA of Fusarium redolens, 613 nucleotides long. RefSeq lists its product as uncharacterized. The record is from RefSeq and is a predicted model, not a curated record. Bases 1 to 546 code for a protein of 181 amino acids. Lineage: Eukaryota; Fungi; Ascomycota; Sordariomycetes; Hypocreales; Nectriaceae. The transcript is spliced from 3 exons.
AUGACGCCUGUAUUUCUUAAGAAGAUGGAGCCCUUCUUCACUCCCCGCAACAAGAUCCCCCUGCAGAUUGUUUUAGUCAUCUUGAUCAUUACCGUCAUUACCCUCUCCGGCGUCCGCCUUAUCUUGCCCAAUCGGCCCCCAGGUCGCUCCACCACCAUGGGUCUCGGCAUGGGUGCCAAGUCCCUCAUCAUUCUGUCCUACGAGAUCCUCGCCGAGCACACUGUCCGCUUCCAUCGUUGGAGCAGCCUCAAGGCUUACUUUAUCCUGAAUGCCAUGGAGGUUGUCUUUUGGGCCGCUGUUGCUUUCAUGAUGAUCCGUGGUAAUUCUCAAGUUUGUGUCGGAACAAGUUGCGCUCUGGGUUGGGUAGUCUUUGUGUUGGCUGGUAUCUUGAGCCCGAUGUACAAGUAUCUUGCCGUGGUUAGCUUCUUGGAUUGGCGAUUCUACAAGAAGAAUGGGUUUCCCCGUGGUGCGAGGACAAAGAACACGGAUGAAUCUCUCAGCACUCUUCGUUCAGAGAGCCUCCCUGACACGGCUUAUCACCAUUGAGAGGAGAGAUAGUACCAAGUCACUUCACAAGACUUUGAGGAGACUACCCUAUGCAUUCGCUUAGCAC